Molecule: messenger RNA, 9570 nt
Organism: Anopheles darlingi
Lineage: Eukaryota; Metazoa; Arthropoda; Insecta; Diptera; Culicidae
Gene: Usp10
Product: neurogenic protein mastermind
Exons: 11
Coding region: 2466-9404 (2312 amino acids)
Biological process (GO): regulation of autophagy; DNA damage response, signal transduction by p53 class mediator; protein deubiquitination
Cellular component (GO): cytosol; nucleus
Molecular function (GO): cysteine-type endopeptidase activity; cysteine-type deubiquitinase activity
Source: RefSeq, a predicted model, not a curated record
UGCGUGUGCGUAUGUAACACACUUGGUGUGAGCGAAGGAAGUAGCGCGAGCCGGGCCAGGGAGGAAGAAAAGGAAGACGUAGAUUUGGCUUACUUUGCUUGCGGCCAAAAGGCAGCCCACAUUUUUUCGGCCACAGCCAAGCAGGCGUUGGUCUCAAAUUUCGGUAAUCGCGCCGCUGGGUGGCAUCAUUCGUUGCGUGAAGAAACAGCGAGCAGCGGGAGCCCGAACGAUAUGUCAAAUGACAGACCAACAAACACACGAACACAUCAAAUUGCGACAGACGUGGUAGUGUAGUAGGCUGCUCUCGGUGCGUUCGUAAUAACCCCCCAAAGAAUCGAAUCGCGAAGAUCAGCAACCUUUUUUUUCGUUCGUGGCUUUUGUUAACUGCGGUGCACUCGUGACACUCGGAACGUGAGUCGUCGGCCAGCAAGAAGACGACGGCCAAGGGAACGCAUCCGUAUUGUAAUCCGCUUUCUUGCGCCGCUGGUCACCCUCUUUCGUGGUCCACUGCGUGGCUGUGUGCGUGCGAGUUGUGUCGUCGUGCCGGGAACAACGUUCAGCAACAUUCGUCAUCGUUUUUCAAUUGCUUUUCCGGCUCUCCGUGUCUCUCUGCCAGUAUUCGGUGAAUUAUUUUCGGUGAUUACCACCGUUCGAGUGGCUGGAACCAUUUACGGGGGUUUAGGGGCACCGUCCUGUGUCCGCUCCAGUAAGGUCUGGUAGCAAUGCCACUACUGCAGAACGCCAGCUAAGCAAGGAAAAGAAGAGCAAAAAGAAGUAGAAGAAGUAUUUCGUCAGUCUGGUAGAGUGUCGCCCCCCGAGUGUGGUGCGAAGUUCGAGAAUUUUUUUACACUUUUCUCUGCGAAGGGAAAAAGUACACCUCCUCCGUUCGUCGUGCAUUGCUGUGGAUGUGCGCUUUUGUUUGAUUGUGUGUGUGUGAGAGUGUAUGUGCGCGCGCCCUGUACUUACAGCCGUCGUGACGUGACGGUGACGGUCGACAUUUCUUCCUCUGGCCGGUAAAUCGAGAAUCGAAGACGACACUGCGUGCGUGCGUGCGUGCGUGUGCCUCGGUGCGUGUAUGUGUCUCUGUGUUUGCAGUGUACGUGGUUCGUGAGGUUCAAAAAUUAAUUCUGUUUCGGUUUCAUUGCCGUCGCGAUCUGUGUGCGGAACACGCCGCCUUGCCCACACAGCCAACCAGCCAACCAGCCAAUCGUCUUGGCACGAAGUUCACUCUUCCAGAGUGCGGUAUCGGUGCAUACCUCCCCCCUGUGUAGUGUGUGCAGUGCAGUUGAAAGGGGCGGUAGUACGUUCGAUCGGUCGGUCAGUAUAAAGAAAGGCAGGCACCACACAACACACCACCGGGAAAAACGACGUGGAUGAGAGUGUAACCGUCUCGCGAGCAAACACGCAGCUAGCAGCCAUCAACACAUACACACACACACAUACUUCCGCCGACAUACAUCGAGUUCAUCGCGUCGUCGCACACUAUCUCUCUGCUGUUGAGCAAUCGACACCAAAGCACAAACGCCACAGCACGAGCCGAGGGGGAGAAGGAAGAGGGGGAAACUGGCCACCGUCUCAAAGACGACCCCACCGUGUGUGACAUUUUCUUCGUCGACGAACGAGAAACACCGAAACAUUUCUUUUCCACUCGGCGCACGAUCGACAUUUGGUGCUGUUGCGUGUGAAGCUCUGAUGCUCUAAGUCGCCGGUCUACUUCCAUACCGCGAAUGUCGUCUUCGUCAUCAUCGUCAUCGUCGUCAUUGUCAACGUCCUAACAGUGACAGUCGAAGUACUAGCAACGUAGCAGCGGGCAAGCCGCGGCGCCCGGCAUCAAUUAGUGACCGGUUCACGGAUGCACAGUUUCCUUCGUCUCCGUGCGAUGGAGCAGCUUAAGACGUCGGUUGACGAGGUGCGUCAGGUUCAAGUGUUGUGCCAUGAUUGCAAGCGAUCCGCAACUAUAUCCUAAAGCAUUUGUGUGAAACACCAAGUACAUUAUCUCAAAGGAGAUGGUCGUGAUGAUGAUCACCAUCUACAAUACCCGAAUAGUGAUCGUAGGAUAGAUUUCCAAAAAAAAAAAAAAAAUGCACACUGCAGCAGAAGCCAGCAGGAAGUGAACCUGCUGCGAUCCCAAGAAUCCGCCAUUCACGUGGAGGAGAGUCAGAACGCCGCUAGCCCACGGCUAAAGCUGCACGAUUGACGAGCUCCACAUCGGAACCCCCGUUCGGGUUCGGGACACGUACCGGGGAGUCCUGGCGGGGUGUUGGCGGGAAAAUGAUUGAUCGGAACUCGUGGGCAAUCGUCGUCGUCGCCGUCUUCAUCACCAACCGUCGCCACUGUCGUCGUCGUCGUCCGGAUCGUGAAGAAGAAGCGCACGAAAGUGAAGCGACGCCGCUCCAUCAAUACCAUCGUCACCACCGCCACCACUACCAUCCUCACCGGCACCAUCUUCAUCAUCCGAGGGACGGAUGAUGAACCGUGCCACGACGGACACCUCGAGCGCAGGAAGCUGCUACCAAUUUCUCGAUCUUAGCGAUGCCGGCGAGUGCGAUGCGGCCACACUGAGGGGUCUCCUCUAUCCUUCUGCAGCUUCAACCGCCACAGAUUCCACGCAAGAUGAGGGUAGCGUUUUCGUCGCUGCUGCUUCUGCCACUGAUACUGGUGCAGGAAAGGACAAUGUUGCUCACGCAGUAGUAGAGUGCCCAGAAGAAGGCCACGGAACAGAAACGGUGGAACAGCAGCCAAAGAUGGUGGAGUUGCGCGAUACCGAUGUCAUGAGCGACAUGAAGCUGCUACUACCGGCACCAGCGGGCAAUCCGAUCGCACUGAAUCCUAAUGCGCAAGCGUUCGAUCCGAUGCUUAUGAUGGUGGUGCUGCCAAACGCCGAAUCAUUAGCUCGCCGCGAUGCAACGGUGGUACAACUUCCGGUAGUGGUAGAACCCACAGUAACGUCGCCACACACAGUAUUAACCAAUGCAGAACGCCAUCGGAUGGUUCCAUUCGCCAAAUCGAUUGCAAACGGUGGAAUGAUGCUUCCUGCUGCAGCAGCUCCUGGACCACUGGUGACCAUGGUACUGCCCCACGGUACCGAUCUCUUGCUGCGCCCUCCGGUGACGCUUCCGGAUCCACCGCCGUCACAGGACCAUGUGCCAGCAGGAGCAGCUGCACCGCCGCCACCACCAGCGCUACUGCCAACCCCUUCGCUUGGUUUCCGGAACGUAGUAAAACCUCCCAACUGCAGCACAACAAUCGUACAAGCGAAGCAACAGCAGCAACAGCAACAGCUUCCUUCUUCGUCUUUGUCUUCUUCUGCCUUUUUCCAGUCGACCAUCAGGGCCGUACCACCAACAGCACCACCAGCAGCGCUGCCGGCGACACCCGUGAACGAGGCACACAGCAGUUCAUUCGUCGUUAAUUCGGGCGGACCAGUAGGCGACGAACCGUGGAUCGCUCACUCGGAUCAACGGAAGACGAGCGGUGGAGGAGCCGUAGCAGCAGAAGAGGUCGCAACACGAACCUGCGUCGUGACAUCCGCUGCAACCAUGCCUCCGCUCACAAACAACGCGCUCCAGCAACCGCCGCCGCCAUCGCAGCAGCAGCAGCAGCAACAGCAGCAGCAACAACCUCCUUCUGGAAAUCAACAACAACCACCGCCACAGCAACAAGGACACAAUGUAAUUGUGCCAAGUGGCCGUGGUACCGGUAGUGCAGGUACCGGAACUGGUGCUGGUGAUGGAAGAAUGGUUAGCGGCGUAGGUGGAGCAUCAGACGGAGGCCGAAACGCUGACCGUGAGAAUGCUAACAAUCAGCAGCUCCAAAGCAUCUCGGUCUCCAAUCAUCAGCAGCAACAGCAGAUGGUUCCGCAUGUCUACCAGCCAAUCCCAGCCUACAUGCAACCAGGCCCCCAUGGGAUGUACCCGGUGCCAAUGGUACCCCAAACCGUCCCUAACAACAACGUGUACGUUAGCAAUCUGACGGCGAAUGUGAAUGUGCACGGAUACAUGAGCCAUCCGAUGUCACCGUACAUGACGACUGGUACCCAGUACCUGCCCGCAGAAGUAAGCUCCGGACAGGAGAUACAGCUAUUGCAAACGGCCCCCAUAAUGCAACCGAGUCGGGGCACGAUGCGUCGUGGUGGUCGCAACAAUCGCGGUGGCAACAACUCGCGCUCUCGCGGUGGCUACGUUCCGCACUUUAUCCAGCAACAGCAGCAGCAUCAGCAGCAACAACAACAGCACCACCACUUUCAUCAAUCGCAAGGUGGAGGAGGAGGCAUGCAAACGCUCGUACACCAUCAGGGUGGACAGUCGGCCCAGGUGUUACAAUCGCAGCAACAGCAGCAGCAGCAAGGUCCGGGAGGUGGUGGUAACGGUGGGCAACAGCAAACGCCUCCAUCAGCAUCGGGCGCUGGCCAGUCACAACAGCAACAGGGACCUCAUCAUCCACCACCACAGCACACACCCGAGCUAAUACACAUGGAUGCUCCGAUGAUGGGAGGCGCGGGACAAUAUGGGGGAUACGGGUACUACAUCCCGGUCAUGCCCUCGCAGCAUCCCGCUGCACAACAUGCUACCGGCACACCGUUGUUUAUGACCCCACCAAUGCCGAUGUACUAUCAGCCUUCGUUGCAUGGCUUCCCGUCUGGCUAUCCGAUGCAGCUGGUUUACCCUCCAGCAGAGUACCCCGUAUACGAAGACAAGGGUGACGAUCAGCAGCAACAGCAACAUGGUGCAGGUGGUGGACCAGGAUCGCACGAUGAGGCGGGCAUGCAUGCGGUUGCCGAAGGUCACCCCGGCAUGUGGGCCGGACCACCGAUGACAGUGGAGUAUCACGCGAUGGAACCGUGCGAAUAUCUUCAGGGACACGAGGAGGAUGGUAGUGGCGUUGGAGCCGGUGGUACCAUUAUGCAAGGUGGUCCUCAACCCCCGCCGCCACAAGGCAUGCAACCACAACCUGCAUCCGGGAUGACGCACCACCAUCACGUACUAGACCCGAAUGUACCCGGCUUCACGAUGCAGAUGCAAUCGCCGGAUGAGUUUUUGGCGUUGCAGGGACCGCCACCACCGCAACCACCACAGCAGAACGGAGCAAAUGGUGUUGCGGGCGAAGAUUAUAACGCACUUAACAACAACACAAUCAUCUCUGCUGUCGCAGGAACCAAUACCUCAAACACCGGCGAAGGUCCAAUACUGGAGCAUCCACCAGCGGUUACAAUGAGUGGAGAUGUCCCGUCACUGCCACAGCACAAUGUUGUUCAUACGCAGGCCGGAGAGAUGGUGAUUGGCGAAGGUGGUACGGGAUAUCUUCUAGCACCUCACCAGCAACAGCAACAGCAACAGCAACAACAGCAACAUCAACAACAGCAACAUCAACAACAGCAGCAAUCACAUCAACAGCAACACCAUCAGCAACAGACAAACGUCAUGAACGCUGUAUCGAUAGAAGUAGCGGAUAUGGUGUUGGUCGAUCAGCAGCGUCAGCAGCAGCAGACGGGUGCAGGUGGAUCGUUGAACAAUAACUUUAUUGUUGAUCAACAGUACAUCCAAUCGCAUCCACCGCCUCAUCUCACACCAAAUUCUGCAGUGAUUCAUCAUGUACCACCGCAUGUGCCACAACAACCGCAACAGGAACCGACCGUUGUUUUGCACCAACAUCAGCCCGCUCAAGAGAUUCCUAUGAAUUUAACGGAACCUCCGCCUCCAACUAACAGUGGCCAUCACCAGCAGCAGCAGCAGCAGCAGCAACAGCAACUGCCGCCAUUUCAUCACACCGUCGAAAUGCAUUCACAGCAGCAGCCGGCUACACAGGUGCCCCAAUUGGUACAGGCAGCACCAAUCGUUGUUGCUAAUGUCGAUCCGCAGCCGGUGAUGAUGGAAGCCGGCGCAAGCGAUACCAACAACAAUUCAUCGAAGCCAAGUGAUGCGGUGGUAAUGACCAAACCAUCAACAAUCACCCCGCAGCAGCCGUCCAUUGUAAAUACUGGCACCCACAACCACAACUCCAAAGCGACCAAUGUUCAUCAACAACAUACUUCACAGCAACAGCAACAUCAACAAACUUCCACUUCAACGACUGGUGGUGGCAAUAUGGCUGGGCAUGUGCCAAACUCCAAAGCGACGCAAAGACAGCAGCAGCAGCAGGUCCAUACUCCAGCCGUCGUGCCAGGACAUCAUCAGCAGCAAACAGCGCCUCAACCAUCUCAACCGCACCACAUCGUCAGUGGUGGUUAUGCCGAGGUAGCCAAGGGUGUUCACGAGCGGAUGGAGAAUCUUUCGCUGAAGGAUGAUCGACGUCCCGCUUCCUAUGCGGCGGCAGCAACAGAAGGCACGCAGCCUCGCCCACCAGCGGCCGCCGCUCCUUCACAGCAGGCUUCGCAAGCCCCUGGUGUAUGGGCGAACAGUGGAACUGGCGGAGCGUCCAAGAAAAGUACGGCGUCCGUAUCGGUUUCGGCUAUACCGAAUAAGGAAUUCAGCAACCGGAGCAAAAAUACCUCUCACGCAGCGUCCACCGAGCUAUCAACAGCAGCAGGUGCUGCAACAAAUGUCUCUCAAUCCUCAUCGACCGGUUUUCGACAAUCGUCUGGCGGUUCUGCUGGUCAGAAAACAAUGGCAAACGUAACCAGUAACGAAUCGGCUGGUGCACACCAUCACCAGCGCCAUUCAAAUGCUGGUUCGAGUGCGACCACCGGACAGGCAACGGGUACGGGUAUUCAUAAUGCGACAAUGGGAGGGACUGCUGCGCCGGCUCCGCAGAUGGAAUCGAAGAAAGUCGAGGCCAUUCCACAGCGAACAGUAUCGACAACCGCGAUCGCUAGCAACAGUAGCAUGAGCGGUGCCACUGCUAUUGAAGCUAGCGCUGGUGGCAAGACUGGUCAUCACCAGCCGCAGCAUCAACAACAACAACAACAACAGCGAGAUGUGGUAAUCGUACCAACAGCAACAAACACGGUAAAAUCUGCGGCCAAACCAGCAGCGAUUACUAUUAACCAUCCGCUAAACGUACCGCCUCCCCCUCACCAUCCACUAAACAUUCCACCACCAAUCAUUGUGCCCCAGCCACAGAUAUCUAGUACCGGUGCCGCCGCUCCACCGCAGCCGAACAAAACGUGGGCCAGUUUGUUCAAUUCCUCUUCCUCGUCAUCUGCUACGCCUUCGUCAUCGGCAACUGCUGUAGCAGCGUCAGUGGCUUCGCCGAAUGUAAAUUCUACAUCUGUGCUGCCUGCUGUACCUACUCCUGGACUGGGAGCAGCAGCCAGAUCGACAACUCCAUCAUCCAGUGGCGCAUCUUCGUCGCAUCACCAGGCGACGGUCGCUGCACCAGUUAUUCAGCAGCAGCAGCAGCAGCAACAACACCACCACCAUCAUCACCAUCCUACUGCCGGUGUCGUUCCGAUUUCUGAAAGAACGGCUAGUCAACCGUCGUCGGCAGUCAAUUUUGCGCCGCCUAUUAAUCGAACCUCGGUCAGUGGUGGACAAACGGCAGCCGCUGCAACACACACAAAUGUUUCUAGCCCUAUCGGUGGCAAUAGUACUGUGGGCGCUAGUGCAGUGGUUACCACCCCCGCCACUACUCCCAAAAAUCCAUCCAAUGAGGGUACUGGAAAUGCGAAGAAACCGGUGGCUAAGGUACAACCAUAUGAACGGAAUCACAUGACAACACCUGGCGUGAUGUCGUACUCUUCAGCCGCUGCCUCUACACCCGGUGCCGCUGGUAGUACUUCAAAUGUUGCAUCGAACACCGGUACAUUGCCACGUGGUGGUGCAGGAAGCAAUGCUAAAGGAUCCACUGGAGCAGGAAGUAGCGACAAGAAGGGAGCGGGAACAUUAUCAAACGCUACUUCAUCGGCUACAGAUCAAAAGGAUGAGUUUUCGCUCAAAUUUGGAGAUUUCCUUAGCGGUUACCACAUUGAAAAUAGCAGCAUCAGCAUUGUGCCUCGUGGAUUGAUUAAUCGAUCAAACUACUGUUACAUCAACACGAUCCUGCAAGCCCUGGUCGCAUGCCCGCCGUUUUACCAUCUGAUGCGAACGAUCCGCACGCUUCCCGCGGCGAAAAAUGCCAAACAUCCGAAACCAUUCAUCGAUGCAAUGUGCUCGUUGGUGGGAGAAUUCUCGCAGCUUCCGAUGCGCUCCAAAAUGCCCCGGGAGAAGGGAAAGAAGGACGACACACCGGAAAUAUCGGUCGAUCCGCCGUUCGAACCGGUGAUAAUUCACAAGAUCCUUAAUGGGGUACGGUCGGAUAUCUUCCAGAUUGAGGGGCGACAGGAGGAUGCGGAAGAGUUUCUCGGCUGUGUGCUUAAUCGGCUCAACGACGAAAUGAUUGAGUUUAUGAAACUCAACAAACCGGAGCAGAGUGUGGUGAACGGGGAGGAACCGACGAAUGGUGAAGCACAUGGGGAAGAGGAUGACGAUUGGAUGGUUAUAUGUGGCAAUCGUAACAAGGGCACCGUGACCCGCACGACCGAUUUUGGACGUUCGCCUAUCAGUGACAUCUUCGGUGGAAAGCUGCGCUCCCGAGUGCAGCGAGAUGGCGUCCCGCCGACGUACAACAUCCAACCGUUCUUUACGCUUCAGCUGGAUAUCGAGAAAGCGGCGUCCGUGAAGGAAGCUCUGGAGCAGCUGGUUGGUAGGGACGAGCUGGAAGGUGUUACCUGUACUAAAACGAAACAGGAGGUAGCUGCCUGGCAGCAGGUGACGCUAGAGGAGCUUCCGGUUGUGCUGAUACUGCAUCUGAAAUGUUUCGAUUACAAAAUGGAUGGUUGCACCAAAAUCCUGAAAACUCUGGACUUUCCGAUUGAACUGAAAAUCGACUCAAAGUUGCUAUCCUCGAAAGGUAAAAGCUACACGGCUAAGCAGAAACAGUACAAGCUGUUUGCCGUCGUGUACCACGAUGGAAAGGAAGCUUCUAAGGGCCACUACAUUACCGACGUGUUCCACGGCGGGUACGGAAGUUGGAUCCGUUACGACGACAGCACUGUCAAGCCGAUGACAGAGUAUAACGUGCUGCGACCACGUGCCCCUCGCGUUCCCUAUCUGCUAUACUAUCGCCGCAUGGAUACCCAUUAUCACGGGACCAACAGUGAUGGUGGUGAUGGCGGCUCUCAUCAUCACCACCGCGGUAGUGGAGGCGGCGAUGGUAGAAGUGGAAGUGGUAACAGCGGUGCUGGUAGCAGUGGUCGUGGCGGUUCAGCGCACUCAUCCACUGGUGGUGAUCGACAUAACUCGCAUCAUCAUCACUACAACAGCGAUCACGGUAGAGGAUCCGGAGGGUAUGGCAGUGGUAGCGGCAGCGGAGCAGGAGGCAGCGGUGGUGGUCAUGGUGGUAGCAGUUAUGGUAGUGGUGGUAAUCACUAUGGCAGUGGAGGGGGCGGAGGGUACGGGCACAGCAACAGUAACCAAUAUGGCAAGUAAGCACCAUUAUAGUAUGCGCUGUUGUGAAUUCAGUAAAGUGUCGAUGAAAGUUGUGUUGUGAAGAAGGUGAGCAAGAUAGAUAUGAACAAAGAAGAAGUAAACGUGAAAAACAAAAAAAAAAACACAGAACAAUUCAUCGAUCCAAAGUACUAAUACGAGCGCGCAA